Messenger RNA from Lytechinus pictus (painted urchin), 2415 nucleotides. Its product is annotated as protein KRI1 homolog. The record is from RefSeq and is a predicted model, not a curated record. The transcript is spliced from 16 exons. Gene Ontology annotation, cellular component: nucleolus; 90S preribosome. Gene Ontology annotation, biological process: endonucleolytic cleavage in ITS1 to separate SSU-rRNA from 5.8S rRNA and LSU-rRNA from tricistronic rRNA transcript (SSU-rRNA, 5.8S rRNA, LSU-rRNA). Lineage: Eukaryota; Metazoa; Echinodermata; Echinoidea; Temnopleuroida; Toxopneustidae. Bases 22 to 2415 code for a protein of 797 amino acids.
GUAGUUGACGAGAUUCCGAACAUGUUUCGUUCCAAAAUCCAGACCAUGGCUGAUGAAACAGUGGAAUUCGGCAUUAAUAAGAGUUAUGCACAGAAUUACAAUAAAUGGAGAAGGAAAGAAGAAAUGCAGAAGUACAAAGACAAAUAUGGUGAUUAUGACGAAGGAGAUGAAUCCAGCUCUUCAGAGACUGAAGAUGAAGAUGCAGAGGGUCUCACCCCGCAGAUUGAGAAAGAUUUCUUCAAGACUCUAUCCAUCAUUAAGAGUAGAGACCCCAAGAUGUACACAAAGGACAUCAAGUUUUAUCACAGUGAAGAUUCUGGUUCAGAUGAUAACCAACAAGGAUCAUCGUGCAGACCUAAACAAAAUAAAGAAUCCUCAAGAAAAGAUAAACCUAUGUACCUGAAAGACUAUGAAAGAAAGAUCAUUGUAGAGAAGGAAGGAAUGUUCACUGAUGAUAUAAAGAUGCAGGGCAGUGAAGAGGAAAUUGACAGGGCCAUGUCUCCAACAUAUGCAGAGGAGCAACAACAUUUGAAAGAUAGCUUCUUCUCAGCUGUCCAGGAGGAGGAGGAGGAAGAUGAUGGAAUCCUGACUGUAAAGAAAAAGUCAAAGUCGGAAGAGGAAGAGGAAGAAGAAAAGUACAUUGAAUGGUUAAAACGAGAAGAGGAUACUCUUGGACAAGAUGAUGCUGACACUGCAGAGUUGAAUCCUCUGAGGAAGUUUUGGACCAAUCCUGCUCUUGAUGACGGAGAAAAAUUCUUAAGAGAUUUUAUUCUCAAUAAAGGCUACAUUGAUAAAGAACAAACUGGCAGGGAUGGCUUCAAUAUGGAUGAUCAAGAUGGUGAUGAUGAAGAGGAUGAUAUAGAAGAGGAAGAUUUCUCUGAAGAAGAAAGACAAUUAGAAGAACAGGAAGAUUUUGAAAGAAAAUACAAUUUCAGAUUUGAGGAGCCUGAUUCUGACUUUAUCAAGCGUUAUCCGAGGACAGUUGCAGAGUCAGUGAGGAGGAAAGAUUCAAGCAGAGCUGAAAAAAGACAGGAGAAGAAAACAAGAAAAGAACAGGUAAAAGAGAAGAAAAAAGAAGAGCUCAAACAUCUUAAGAACCUGAAGAAGCAGGAGAUUAUGGAGCGCAUUGAUAAACUGAAAGAAGUGACCGGCAAUGAAAAGAUUGGAUUUGAUCCUGAUGACCUUGAAGGAGACUUUGACCCCACUGAACAUGAUCGUCUGAUGCAGAAAGUGUUUAGUGGUGAAUAUGAAGCUCAAGAAGAGCAUGCCAAACCUCAAUUUGCUAAUGAGGAGGACUUUGAAGAAGAGAAUUGGGAUGACUGGACACCAGCUAACCAAGACACAGAUGAGGCCUACAAUGGGUAUCAGGAAUAUGAUGAUGAGCAGUAUGAGGAAGAUACUCAACUACACUAUGAUGAUCCAGAUUUUAAUAUGGAUGCAGAUUACAUAGAUCCUAGCCAGAUACCAGAGCAGUCCAGAUGGAAUCUAGCCAGUGAGAUGCUCGGGGCUAGUCGGAAGAAAAGAAAGAAGAUGUCCAUGUUUGCCAAGUCGCUGGUCAAGAAAAAACCUCUAUUCAAUCCAGAAGAUAAAUCAUUCGAGGAUUACAUUGAGGAGUACUAUCGGCUUGACUACGAGGACAUGAUCGGUGACUUGCCUUGCCGAUUCAAGUACCGCACUGUCCCUCCCAAUAACUUUGGCCUGACGACCGAUGAGAUUCUUCGCUCCCGAGAGAAAGAGUUGAAUCAGUGGGUUUCAUUGAAGAAAACUUGUCAAUAUAGGUCUGAAGAGGAGGAGAAGAGAGACAUUACAUUAUUCCAGAAAAUGGCUCAAAAUGAAGGAAAAAAGAAGAGGAUAUUUCUCAGUAUGCAUGAAGAAAGUGACAGUGAGGAUGCAGAAGAUGCAGAUAAUGCUCAAUCAAGAACACAGUCAGAAUCUAAGUGUAUAGGUGGCAAACAGCGGAAGGGUGGUAGAAAACAGAGUGAUUGCAGUUCUUCCUCCAUGAAACCAUCUGCAGAUAGCAGGAAGACAAAGGAAAUGACCCACAUCCAAAAUGAUAUAAGUCCAUCAGAUGCUGUAGGAGUUCAGACAACAGUAUCCUUGAAUGGAAGGAACAUUCUAAAGCCAAAUCGGAUGAUGGCAGCAGACAAAGAAAGUCUAGAAACUGAAGAAUCCAUGGGUGAUACAUCAUCUAGCAAAUCGGCCCUCUCGUCUCGAGAAAAGAAGAAACAGAGAAAGAGAGAGAUCCUGGCCAGACUGAAAGGACUAAAGACAAGGAAGAAAGUGAAACAACUCGAUGUGAUGAGGGGCAGGGUGAAGGUUGGUGCAGGAACAGUGUCUGAAGCCAGACUUAAAGCCUAUGGAAUAAAUCCAAAGAAGCAUAUGUAUCGGAUGAAGAAUGAGAUUGCAAAGAAAUGA